AUGGAGGGCGCCUGUGGGUCUUUGGAGAUGGGGCGCUCCUGGCAUGGCAGAAGCCUUCUGGUGUGGGGACACCUGCUGCGGCUGUGCUUAGCAGUGUCGGGGAUGCCAGGCGGUCGGGAUGCUGCCGGGCCCCACAGUUUGCUUUGCUCGAAGGAGUCCUGCAUGGCACGACAAGUCAACUGCAGCUGGGAGGCCGGGAAGACCCCCAGAGCCAACUAUACCCUCCACCUCAGGUACCAGGACCAGACGAUGAACGAGGCCUUUUGGGCUGGGGCAGCCACCUCCUUCUGCUUUGAUGAGAACACCGUUUCCUCUCUGAACAAUGUCACCCUUUGGGUGGAGAACCACACCGAGGACCCAGGGCUCAUUUCGGAGAAGCUGACGCUGCAGAUCAGCGAAGCCGUGAAAUUCGAUGCACCACCCAGGGAGAAAAUGGAGAGCGUCAAAGCGAAGGGGACACUGAACCUGAAGUGGCCCCGGCCCUCUUGGGGCUGCCCCCCCUUAAAGAAGGAGGUCAGGAUUCGGCACAACAGCACGGAGGGGAAAUGGGCCUUGGGAAACUGCGACUAUUCCAGGAAGGAAGAGGACGAUGACAACACUGGGAAACUGGUUGUCCUGUGUCACGUGGAGGAAGACAUCCCGCACGAGGUGCAGAUUCGACACCGAACCUCCCACUGGAGCAGCCCCUGGAGUGAGUGGAGCGAACCCCUCAUUGUUCCAGCAGAAAUCCGUGAAAGUCCACACGUGACCUACACCAUGGGGCAGCUGGGGAGUGAUGGCCUGAGGAACGUGACUCUGGAAUGGGAGAGACCCAGCCAGGAGCAAGGGCAGGUGACGUAUGACCUACUGUUUGUCCUGCUGCCCUGCAAUUGUACGGAGCGAGUGGAAAGCGUCUCCUCCUGCCGACAUCAAGCCAGCCUCUCUGGGGCUGGCUACUCCGUCUCCCUACAGGCCUCCAACCAAGCUGGGCGGGCCCCACCUUUCACCUUCCUCCUCCCGCCGGCAGAGCCAGAGGCAGACCUGCCCUUCCUGCACAGCCGUCUGUCCGGCAAGCAGCUGUCAGUCGAGUGGAUGGUGAAGACGGACAUAGAAGCCUAUUGCUUUGAGGCGCAGGCCCUGGGUGAGGCCCUCCAAGGGGAGCCGUGCAUUGAGGAAGCCCUAAGCCCGCCCACCAUGGAAAGCUCAGGAACGCUGGUGCCCAACCGAUGCUAUCGCCUGGCAGUGCACGCUUUGGCCUCUCCAGAAAUCCACGAUUCUGAGACGGGCGUCUGGUCAACUUUUGCAUUCGCACACCUUUUCUCUAGAAACACUUCCCUGGAAGAGCCCAUCCAGGUCUCCGUGACCAACAGAACGGCUGACUCGGCCGUCCUUCAGUGGGAGCCCCCCGGAGCCCUCUCGGCAUGCCCAGACGCCCUGAAGAAAUACAUCAUCUGCUGCAGAGACAAGCAGGCCGGGAGCGUGAGCUACUAUGAAGCCGACACCUCAGAGACACACUACAGAAUCCUGGGCCUUCAGCCCCAGACUGCCUACCAGGUCGGGGUCUGGGCCUCCACUGAGGAGGAGGAAGAAGAAGAACGCGGGCUUUGCCAGCCCCUUGCGUUUUUCCUCACCCAUCCGGCAGAUCCCAAGGCCUUGGCUCUGGCCAGCAGCUUCUGGUACUUGGGGAUUUUUGGAGGCCUCCUGACCACCACUGGCAUCUUCUGCUUUGGCAAGAAAAGGGCCAAGAAGGUGCUGUGCGCUGCCCUGCCGGAUCCUGCAAACACCGAGGCCGUCAAGGUCACCAGCCUCACAGAAGCGGCUCAGGUGCGGCUGAAGCAGAGGUUUGUAGAACCCCUGGAGUCCAGCAGCCUGACUGAGCCUUUCCUUGUCGAACUGCAACCCAAAGAAGAGCCAGCUGCCAGCUGCAAGGCAGACUCCCCGGGCGGUGCCAGACAAGUGGAAGAAUUCCCGCCUCCUAAGGAGGACCCCGUGGGCUCUGCCACCGUCUUGCCGUUGGAGUACAACAGCCAAGGGCUUCUGGCCCCCGUGGAGGAUGACGAUCCAGGACAAGAAGGACGGGGAGACGUUGCAGGGGUCUCCACGGGAGUGAGAGCUGGCUGCUGUCGCCUCUCUCCCAGUGCAGGCACGGUUGGAGCCGACGCAGCCCCUCUGAGUCUGACGCUGCUGGAGACGGUGGUGGUGGCCACAAACGGUGCAGGAGGAUCCGGUUUUAGUGCUUCAGCCUAG
Heteronotia binoei (common prickly gecko) is the source of this 2226-nucleotide messenger RNA. It is a transcript of the gene IL12RB1, whose product is annotated as interleukin 12 receptor subunit beta 1. Gene Ontology annotation, molecular function: protein binding. The transcript has 15 exons. The coding region runs from base 1 to 2226 and encodes 741 amino acids. The record is from RefSeq and is a predicted model, not a curated record. NCBI's taxonomy places the organism in Eukaryota, Metazoa, Chordata, Lepidosauria, Squamata, Gekkonidae.